AUGUCAGAAGACUGCCUUUAUUUGAACAUAUUUACGCCAUUGUCCAGCAAUUCAUUAUCUCCAAAUCUUCUACCAGUGAUGAUCCAUAUUCAUGGUGGUGAUUUUCAGUUUGGUGAUGCUUCACAAUCAAUCUAUGAAUCUGAACAUUUAGUUAAUACAACCAAUAUAAUAAUUGUAUUAGUCCAAUAUCGAUUAGGUGUACUUGGCUUCUUGACAACUGGAAAUGGUCCUAAUGAUCUUAAGGGUAACUAUGAAAUACUCGAUCAACGUCUAGCUAUUGCAUGGAUCAAAGAUAAUAUUGAUGCAUUUGGAGGAGAUCUAAACGAUAUUACAUUAUUUGGUCAAAGUGCUGGUGCUCAGUCUACUGCUCUACACUAUGUGACGAGUGAAAUGCAACCAUUCUUCCAGCGAGCUAUCAUCCAAAGUGCACCAAUGACAAUUCCAUUCAGAACAUAUUCUGAAUAUGUUAAACCUGGUGUUCUCCUUGCUGGACAGCUUCACUGUAUUAUUGGUGAUGUUGCAUGUUUUUUAACUUGUUCCAUGGACGAAAUUAUUGCUGCUCAAAAUGCUGUAAAUAGUAUGUGGGUGUGGGUGUGGGUGUGUGGGUGUGGGUGUGGGUGUGACGUGUGGGGUGUGGGGUGUGGGUGUGGGUGCGGGUGCGGAUGAAGUGAAGAUUGCCUCCCACACUCACCCACACCCACACCCGCACACACACCCACACUCACACCCACACCCACCCAUACCCACACCCACACCCACACCCACACCCACACCCACACCCACGCCCACACCCACACCCACACCCAACUUUCCUCGUCAUUAAAUAGAACGCGGCAUUUCUUUUUUUCCUUAUAGAUACUUUAUAAGAACGACAGGACACUAAAAUGAAAUGUUUAAAGACAAAAACAGAUGUCGUGCUCAAUACAACUUACAAAGAAGUAAAUGAUCAACUCUGACCAACUACAUGUUGUCAUGACGAAAAUGUGCGAGUUGAUGAAAACAUCAACUUGCCAUAACAACAUAGUUUUCAAGAGCAUUUGAAUAAAGAAAAUUUGGAAAACUACUUCUAAGACUUGAUAUAUUUUCGCGGUGUGAUAAUGAAAUAUAUGCAAACACUUCAUGAUGGAAGUAUUGCAAUAAAGUAUAGGAUUUAUGAACGGAGUUUGACGUAUGUUACUUUGUGUGGAACAUGGUUACCAUAUAAUAUCUUUCGUAUAAACGAUCAUUGAGUGAUGAUCAAAAUGAUCAUUCAGAAAUCGAGGUUCAAAUUUUCAUCUUGCUAUUGUAAUAAAAAGAAAAUUGAGAAACUGGUGUUGUAUGGAAAGACCUCCAUGAUCUAUAUUUAUGUUAAGUUGGUGAACUAUUUAAAUAGCGUAUUAAUUCGAAUUCAAUCACGUUGACUAGAUCUGUGUUUAAAACGAUAGCUGAUAUGAUUUAAGAUGAUGAUAAGUUUUCUUCCAUUCUUGCUGCUCUUCAAUAAGAUGGAGCUAUUUAUAUUAAUAUGAAACAAUUUAUUUGUUAUUUGAUUUAGGGGUGGCACAUUUACUUUUAGUUACUUUUGACGUCCUUUUUGGUGUUCAAUGGUUUUCACAAUAGUUUAAUACAUUUGAUCAAAUAUUUUAUUUGCUAAGUUGUAGAUUUUGACUUCAGCUAUAACUUUGCUCGCAACGUCAUUUUUUGAUAUUGUUCAUAAACUGAAUUAUGCACUGUACAAAAAGUAGUUACUUUUAAAAGUAACUACCGAAAAAAAGUAACUACUUU
Molecule: messenger RNA, 1761 nt
Organism: Rotaria sp. Silwood2
Lineage: Eukaryota; Metazoa; Rotifera; Eurotatoria; Philodinida; Philodinidae
Source: the annotation of a GenBank genome assembly